Messenger RNA from Xenopus laevis (African clawed frog), 686 nucleotides. It is a transcript of the gene nfil3.L, whose product is annotated as nuclear factor, interleukin 3 regulated L homeolog. Gene Ontology annotation, molecular function: DNA binding; DNA-binding transcription factor activity; sequence-specific DNA binding. NCBI's taxonomy places the organism in Eukaryota, Metazoa, Chordata, Amphibia, Anura, Pipidae. Gene Ontology annotation, biological process: DNA-templated transcription; regulation of DNA-templated transcription; transcription by RNA polymerase II. The record is from RefSeq and is marked provisional. Gene Ontology annotation, cellular component: nucleus.
AAAGUAGAAUCACUGGAAAGCGAGCUUAAUAGCACUCAAAAACUGACCCUGCCAAUUGAUAUGUCCUCAAAGCAGCACUUACAGCUGGAAAAACACAACAGCGAGAGCAUGGUACAUUCUUCUUUGUCCCCUUUAUCAGUUCAAGUUACUAAUAUUCAGGACUGGCCACUAAAACCAGGUCAGUGGCAUCACAGGGAACUUGAAAAAAUUCCAAGUGUUUGUAAAACAUCUGGGAUUGUGGCUAUAAAAGACAAUGUCUACAAAGCCUCUGAGUCAGAGAGCUUAUAUUUAAAGCAAGGUAUUGCAACUCUAUCUGCUGAGGUUGCAUCCCUUAAAAGACUUAUAGUAACCCAGGAAAUAUGUGCAUCAAAUUCCAGUUAAAAGUACUACUGAUUUUUCAUGAAAUGCAUAUUGUAAAGAUUGUAGUUUGCAGUAAAUUAGUAUGUUUUGUAUAAUGCUCAAUUUUCACUGGUAUUGUGACGUCAUUUCACUGUACUGUUCAAGUAAUGAUGUCUACUUAAUAUUGUCCUUUUUGUGCACAACUGUGUUAUGAUCACUAUGCCUUGUGUACAGAUAGGUAGCCAAUGCAAGGUUGUAAAUAUCUUUAAACAUUAUUUUUGCCAGUCUGUUAUAAAUUGUGCAAGUUACCAGUUAAAUAAAGUAUUGGUGAAAAAAAAAAAAAAAAA